ACGAUUGGUCGAUGCUCUCUUUAAAUGCACUUUCAAUUUGAAGGCUAGGAUAGUUGUAGAGGUUAGGUUCGAUUCGAAGAAGCAGACGACGAAUUGAUCACGUAAUAUAUGUACACAAAACACAUGUUUUAUCGCCGGCUUACAUCAUUCGUUGUGCCAUCAUGAACGGUACAGAUUUCGAAGGCUACGUACGAUCCGAAAUAUUCAAUAUUUUAUAAUAAAUGUAUCAAUUGUCAUGAUUGUGUGCGAAGUUUUGUAGGCCGAAAGAUUUUGACGCAUAAGGUAGUUCUUUUGAUUAGAGGCCACUUUUCUCCUUAUCAGCUCGAUGACGCUUCUUGAAAUCCGUCUGAUCGGAUCGGACGCCGAAAUAAAGUAUUACGUGGAGCAGAAAUGUUUCACGAGCAAGAGAAUUCUGCGGAAAAUUUGUCCAAGAGAGAUAUCUUGCUUACAUCUUUUAUUUCAGGUGCUUUUGCAGGGAUUAUUUGUGACGUGACGCUUUUUCCAUUGGAUACCCUUAAAACACGAUUACAAAGUCAGCAUGGAUUUUUCGAAUCUGGUGGUUUCAAACAGCUGUACAAAGGUGUAGGACCUGUGAUAUUAGGUUCUGCUCCAUCAGCUGCUAUAUUUUUUAUCACUUAUGAUGGAAUAAAACAGUAUUCACAACCGUAUAUACCAGAUCAGUAUCACUCUUUUAUACACAUGGCUGCAGCAUCAUCUUCUGAAGUAACUGCCUGCUUGGUUCGGGUGCCAGUGGAGGUAAUUAAGCAAAGGAAACAAGCGCUCUUGUCCGACACGCAUCGAUUAGGACUAAGAACAUUGUAUCGCGGUUAUGGAAGUACUGUUCUCCGGGAUUUACCAUUUGGUAUGAUUCAAAUGCCAUUGUGGGAGUAUUUCAAGCUUUGUUGGACCCAAGAAAUACAGCGAGAUUGCACACCCCUGGAGGGUGCCACAUGUGGGGCUGCGUCAGUUGCUAUAUCAGCUGCCAUAACGACGCCGUUAGAUGUCGCAAAAACUAGAAUUAUGUUGUCCAGUACUUCAGCGGAAAAAGCAGAAGUUAAAAUAUCUACAAUGUUGAAAGAUGUUUACAGAGAUCAUGGUACUAAAGGGCUGUUUGCUGGGUUUCUCCCGAGAGUAACUGGCUUUACUAUUGGUGGUUUUAUAUUCUUUGGCGUUUACGAACAAGCCAAAGAAUUUUGUAUAUCCUACUUUUCAAAGUAGUCAUUGAUAGAUUAACAAAUUUAAAAAAGUUAUAUUAUAUUGAAGCUCUAACAAAUUUUUCGAAUACAUUCUAGCAAAUGAGCUUUUUUUCUCAACAAUAUUUGCUGGGAUCAAUUUCAAAAGUAAUUACAAGUUAAUAAAAUUGAUCAAAAUAAAAAAAUAUUGUUUAUUUAGUUAUUACUAAUACUCUGUCUAAUAAAAUUAAAGUUUAAAUCUUCUAAUUAUAAGAGAUAAUAGAAAUAUAUUUAUGAGCAAUCAAAUAUCACUUUUGAUGACAAGAGAUCAGCUUUAAACUAAAUGAUUAAGAAUCACAUAUAUUUAAGAAUAUUUCUCAAUUAUAUAUUGUGUAGCACUUUAAUUAUACAACACCUCUCAUAUACGCAUAUUUUAUAUAUCUUUUUAAAAAUUUACUGUUUGUUGAUAGAUUUAAUCCAAUUUUGUAAAUUUGCAUUAUACUAUGCUAACAAUUAGCAACAUUGCGAUACAAAAUUCUAAGCUAUUGAAAAUUACUGAACGAAACAAUAUCACAUUGGUCUUUAACAUUUACAUUAUAAAAAAUCUUUUAUUAUUAUAGUAUAUAGAAUAUAUGUAUCAGCUAAAUUGUUUGAUAAAAAAAAUCGUACAAGAAUAGAAUAUCAAUACUGAUCUUAUUAGAUCAGUGUACAACAAUACCUUUUCUCAGGUUUUCUGCUUAAAACAAUUGCUUCUUCCACUUGUUGCAAAUUUUCUGGAUUGGACACGAAAUCCUGUACAAUUUCGUCGAACAAUUCGUCUGUAAAAAAAAA
Formica exsecta is the source of this 2003-nucleotide messenger RNA. RefSeq names its product S-adenosylmethionine mitochondrial carrier protein-like. The transcript has 6 exons. The record is from RefSeq and is a predicted model, not a curated record. Bases 391 to 1218 code for a protein of 275 amino acids. Lineage: Eukaryota; Metazoa; Arthropoda; Insecta; Hymenoptera; Formicidae. Gene Ontology annotation, cellular component: mitochondrial inner membrane. Gene Ontology annotation, molecular function: S-adenosyl-L-methionine transmembrane transporter activity.